This is a messenger RNA of Scomber japonicus (chub mackerel), 1430 nucleotides long. It is a transcript of the gene gabra1, whose product is annotated as gamma-aminobutyric acid type A receptor subunit alpha1. Lineage: Eukaryota; Metazoa; Chordata; Actinopteri; Scombriformes; Scombridae. Gene Ontology annotation, cellular component: dendrite membrane; neuron projection; postsynapse. Gene Ontology annotation, biological process: signal transduction; gamma-aminobutyric acid signaling pathway; synaptic transmission, GABAergic. Gene Ontology annotation, molecular function: transmitter-gated monoatomic ion channel activity involved in regulation of postsynaptic membrane potential; benzodiazepine receptor activity; inhibitory extracellular ligand-gated monoatomic ion channel activity. Bases 1 to 1386 code for a protein of 461 amino acids. The transcript has 9 exons. The record is from RefSeq and is a predicted model, not a curated record.
AUGUGUGGACGGAGCAGGACGGCCUUUCUGUGUCUGUGGGCUUGCUUGCUUGUCGCCAACAGCGUACUUGGUGGGAAAAGCUCUGGGUCGAACGGCAUGACAGAUGAACAGAAAGAUAACACUACAGUGUUCACGAAGAUCUUAGACAGUCUUCUGGAUGGCUAUGACAAUCGUCUCAGGCCAGGACUGGGAGAGCGUGUAACUGAAGUCAAGACUGACAUUUUCGUGACUAGUAUUGGGCCAGUUUCGGACCAUGACAUGGAGUACACCAUUGACGUCUUCUUCAGACAGAGCUGGAAGGAUGAAAGAUUAAAAUUCAAAGGCCCUAUGGCCGUGCUGCGUCUCAACAACUUGAUGGCCAGCAAGAUCUGGACCCCCGAUACAUUCUUCCACAAUGGCAAGAAGUCAGUGGCCCACAACAUGACCAUGCCGAACAAGCUUCUGCGAAUUACAGAGGAAGGCACACUGCUAUACACCAUGAGGCUUACUGUAAGAGCAGAAUGUCCCAUGCACCUCGAAGACUUUCCUAUGGAUGCCCAUGCUUGUCCGCUUAAGUUUGGCAGCUAUGCCUACACUCGAGCAGAAGUAGUGUAUGUGUGGACCAGAGGGGCUGCCCAAUCUGUAGUAGUGGCAGAGGAUGGGUCCAGGUUAAACCAGUACGAUCUGAUGGGGCAGAGUGUGGAUUCUGGUGUGGUGCAGUCCAGCACAGGAGAGUAUGUUGUGAUGACAACCCACUUCCACCUGAAGAGGAAAAUUGGUUACUUUGUGAUCCAGACGUACCUACCCUGCAUCAUGACAGUCAUCCUCUCCCAGGUGUCUUUCUGGCUCAACAGAGAGUCUGUCCCUGCCAGGACUGUGUUUGGAGUGACUACUGUCCUGACCAUGACCACACUCAGUAUCAGCGCUAGGAACUCUCUCCCUAAAGUGGCCUACGCCACUGCUAUGGACUGGUUCAUUGCCGUCUGCUAUGCCUUUGUCUUCUCAGCCCUCAUUGAGUUUGCCACAGUCAACUACUUCACCAAGAGGGGAUAUGCCUGGGAUGGAAAAAGUGUGGUGCCAGAGAAGCAAAAGAAGAAGAAGGAGUCACUCCUGAAGAAGAACAACACUACAGCCUACCCAGCUGCCACUGCUACAGCCUUUGCCCCCAAUAUUGCCAGGGACCCUGGAUUGGCUACUAUUGCCAAAAGCGCCCCACCACCCCCAACUGAGCCCAAGGAGGAGCCAAAGCCCAAGCCUCCAGAGGCCAAGAAGACCUUUAACAGUGUGAGCAAGAUAGACAGGAUUGCCAGAAUAGCCUUCCCUCUGCUCUUUGGAACCUUUAACUUGGUCUACUGGGCAACCUACUUGAAUAAGAAGCCCAAAUUGCAGGGGGUCAAUCCACACUAAUCCAUGUUUCAUUCCUUUUAAAUGAUAUCUGUAAUUGUUUGUUU